This is a messenger RNA of Lachancea mirantina, 2952 nucleotides long. The record is from the annotation of a GenBank genome assembly. Lineage: Eukaryota; Fungi; Ascomycota; Saccharomycetes; Saccharomycetales; Saccharomycetaceae.
AUGGGACUUACAGAAGAGCAAGUGUUGCCUUUGUUCCAAGGUAAUAUCAUACAUCUUGCGAAGCUGUGCCUUAAAUACAUCCAACAACCAGCCGUUGAGGCCCGAAAACUGUUUAUCAUCAAAAAGCUGAUGUCGAAUUUGACUCUGCUGUACGUGUCGGCCAGGGAUAGGCACAUGGCCGAGAACGAGAUUUCCUUGUGGAAAAACCCUUUGGACUCUUUUGUGCUUGCUCUGAAUCAACAGUUGGUCUCUUUUGAGAUGGCUAGCGAGGGUUGGAGACAUAUAAUCGGCGACAGCGUGCCCUACAGCGAUCUAGUGGGGUUUGUUAGUUCAUCUGUUUCUGCCAACCUAUUAGUUCUUCUAUUUUCAGAGAUUCUCGUUGAAGAUCUGACCAAAAUGCAUGCACAUAAGACCGGAAUAUCUCAUUUACAUUCUGUGUUUCACGAACAUGUCUACGUCUCUGCCAUGGCUGUCAUGAACUUCAACCUUCAAAGUCUUGUAGAAUCCACUUCGCUGGAUGGCUCUGUGGAAGGCCAAGAAAUUUUCAGAUGUGUAGGCGCAUGGAUCUCAUACACUUCAAUGGCGGCAAAUGGUCCCCAGGGGCGUAUGGAUCUAUCUGAGACUUUCGAUUUGCUCGUGAAGCUCAUGUGCUGGCAACAAGCAGAUACCGAGUUUCCUUACGCUUCCGUGAUAAUUAAAAUUUUUGGAGAUGUCUUUGCCAAUGAUCCAACGAUGGUCAAUUUUGACCUGAGAUGCCACAUCGAGGAGAUAUUUUUGGGAGCGUCAAAGGGUCGUAUGACCACAAAUAACGGCCACGCGUGGAUGCUGCGUUACAUGAACCAUCUUGUGGUGAACGAGUUUUACGAAGAAUUGAAGGAUUUGGCUUUAUGUGUGGUCGAUUUUCUCCAAGUAGGUACUUUGGAUCUAUGCAAUAAGCUUUUCACCAUUGCAUCUGACGCCGACAUGAAUGCACUCGACCAAUAUAUUAAAGUCUUGUUACAGAUGACCAAUUUUUCGUUGGUUCCUGUGCUACAGGAAUUUUUCUCGGUAAGAAUGGUAGAUUUUUGGCUUGAUCUUUGUGAUGGAUACAAUAAUCUGGUUGGUGAAAUCAUAAAGCCAAAUGGCUCUGAACUAGCUGCCAGUAUAUUCGUGCAAGUUGUCGAAAUAUACCUUUCCAAAAUGGGCUUGUUGAACAAACAAAAAAUAUUACAUAGUGACGACGACAAGACCAUGAUUCAUGAGUUUGACGAUUUUCGAAACGCAAUUCUCGAUUUAAUGGAGUCUAUGUGGUCAGUAUUGGGCAAUGACAAACUAACCGACGUUUUGGUAGCAAGUAUCGGCCAAUUGAGCCCAACUUCUACUGCCGACAUGUUCCAAGUCGAGGCAAUGUGCUUAGCUUUGAACAAAUUAAUGGGAGAUAUGACCAUCAGCGAAUGCCCUUGGAUCUGCGACACACUGGGCUCCAAGGACACUUUUCUACACAACGUUAUUUUCCUGGUUCAGAUGGGGUGCGAUCAAAAGACUACUCAAGACGUUGUUGUUCAAACAUUAAGCACGGAUUUCGUGAAGACCGGAACUCAGCUGUUGGGAACCAUCGCUGAUUUCUUCUGUCAGGAUUCUAAACAAUUAGGUACUUGCAUUGAUGCAUUGUUCCGCUGUUUAGAAGGCUGCUCCAAUAUGAAUGAGUGUGAUACCAAAGUAGAGCUCCUAUUGAUAAAAUGCAUCACAACCCUAUGCGACACGUGCCGCCACCAGUUGAAGCCUUAUUUGCCAAACUUUAUUGAAGUCCAGCGCUUAAUGGUUGAGGGCAAAUCGCAAGUCUCUGACUUCACCAAACAGAAAUUCACCCGUUCCCUGGGAUAUAUCAUACAGUGCAAUGCCACUGAUGGACCUGAAGUACAAGGACAAUACGUGCUUCAGGUAUUCGAGGCCAUUUUACAAGGCAUAAACCAAGCACCAGAAAACAGAGAUCAUGUCCUACCGCUUUUGAUAUGCCUAUCUGAACUUGGUACCGCGCUCAUUACGCCGGAAGACUUUGAUGAUGAAACCUAUCUAGCACAACUGCCUAAAUUUAGAGAAUACUGGACAACUGACCCACUUCAAAUUCGUGUGAAAAUCAAAGCUUUACUAGACUUCACUUUCUCCCGCUAUUCACGAGACUCUGAACUUAUCGAAGUGGACUGCUUGAUAUUCGGCAAGGCACUUGAGCUGCCUGACGAGGACCCUCAUUUCUUGAGAUAUGACAUGCACGAGAUAAUGCAUUUUCUAAUGACACGAUCUAGUGGCUGCGAGCCGUCAACGGGCCUGCCGUACAUCAUUUACUUGCUUGAAAAAGUGGUCAAUCAUUAUAAGGCAUCACUGACACCGCAAGACUUUGAUUUCAUGCUUUCUAAGUUUUUCCUCGAGAGGCAUUUUGCAAUUGUAAUGGCAGAUCCAGAUUUAACACAGCUGAUGGUUAACUUUGUCAACUCCAUUUUGGAUUCAAAGCCAGCCAUUGCAUUGAAUUCGAGUCAUUUCUCGUCAUUUUUAGUUCCAGAGUUCCUCAAACUUCUUCCAGCUAAGGAACGAUUCACUAUUGGUGCCGUCACCAAAUUUUGGACCAAACUCGUGAAUAACAAGAAGUUUUCACGACAGGACGAAAUCACGACUCGUGAGUGCAUAAUGUCAUUGGGACCCCAACUUACCUUCACUACAAUAAGUGCGCUAUUCCACACCCAGAGAUCAGAUCUCAAUUAUUAUGCAGACGUUCUAAGGGUUCUCGUGGCAAGGUACGGGUUACAGUUUCGGCAAUGGAUCACACAAGCGCUUCCGCAAAUAUGUGACAAUGGUCCCGCCCAUCAAUUACUAAUUGAAAAGUUAUUCGUGACUCGCGGAAGUCGAGCUGCCGCGAACGCCAUUUUAGAGUGGUGGUUAAGCUGUCAUAAUUUACCACAACUUUCACCUGGUCAGUGA